GUUUCUUUUAUAUAUGUGACUGCAACACAGCCGUUGCUAGUUUUAUUUGCCGACAUUAAAUUAAAAAAGCAAGGAAUUUGCAAUAAUGGCGGAUCUUCAAAAAUUGACCGAUGCCAUAGUGAAUGAGUAUCUAAAAACAAAAGAUAAAAAUCUAGCUAAAGUAUUUGAGCAAAAAGCAAAUGCGUCGCCGGUUGGAAAGAAUACACCACAGUUGACGCAGAUUCUUGCCUUCUAUCAGAGCAACUCAAAGCAGAAAAUUCCUGAACCCAAACCAGUGGAUUCUGACAGUGAUUCCAGCGAGGACGAGAAACCAGCAAAGAAACCAGUAGCUCAGACAAAUGGCAAUGGCAAAGCAGCCGAUUCCUCUGAUUCCUCUGACGAAGAGCCUCCUAAGAAGGCCACACCUGCAAAGGCAGCACCUGCAAAGGCAGCACCUCCUAUGUCGUCGAGCAGCGAUGAAGAAAGUUCCGAAGACGAGGCGCCCAAGAAGGCCGCUGGUCCUGUAGCCAAGUCGCCAGCCAAAGCAACGCUGGCAAAGAAAGCCGCAUCUAGCAGUGAUGAUUCCUCCGAAGAGGAUAAGCCUGCAAAGAUAGUACCUGCCAAGAAGGCAGCCAAGAGCAGCAGCGAAGACAGUUCCAGCGAGGAGGAGCCUGCAAAGAAGCCAGUGGCCACAAAGCCAGCACCAGCCAAACCGGCACCAGCUAAAAAAGCUGCAAAAAGCAGCAGUGAAGAUAGUUCUAGCGAUGAGGAGCCUGCAAAAAAACCAACCGCAGUUGCCAAGCCAGCACCUAAAAAGGCUGCAAAGAGCAGCAGUGAAGACAGCAGCGAUGAUGAGCCGGCUCAAAAGAAACCAGUUGUGGCCAAGGCGCCUGCAAAGAAGGGAGCUGCUUCCAGCAGCAGCGAAGAUUCAUCUGAUGAUGAGGCAACAGCCAAAAAGCCAGCACCAGCUAAAGCUUCUCCAGCAAAGGCUACACCAGCUAAGAAAGCAGCAGCUUCAAGCAGUGAAGAAUCCUCAGACGAAGAGCCGCCAGCAAAGGCAGCUGCCAAACCUGCAGCUGUGCCAGCCAAGAAACCAGCAGCAAAGGCCGACUCCGAAGACUCUUCUGAGGACAGCGACAGCUCUGAGGAUGAGAAACCUGCCGUAAAGCCAGUUGUGAAGAAAAACGCAGCACCCGCUAAAAAGGACGACUCUGAUUCUUCUUCUUCUGAUGAUUCCGAUGCGAAACCAAAAGCCAAACCAGCUGCCAAGAUUGCGCCCAAGAAGGCAGAAAGCUCCGAUGACUCGUCGUCGGAUGAAGAUGAGCCUGCCAAAAAGAAACCAGUGGUAGCUAAGAAAGAGGAAAGUGGGGACAGCAGCGACAGUGACGAAUCUGGCGAAGUGAAGCCUAAGAAGCAACAAGAGGCUGCUGUGGCCAAUGGCAAGAAGCGCAAGUUCAGCAGUGGCGACGCCGAUGCCGAUGAGACGCCCAGUAAAAAAUAUAACAAUUUUGUCAAGUCCGGCGACAACCAGGAUGGCUUUAAGAAGUUUGAAGGCGGACGCGGUCGUGGUCGUGGAUCGGGCUUUGCUGGUCGUCCAGAUCGCAGCACGUGGGAGAGUAACAAUCAAAAUGGAGAAGGCGGCGAAGGCGAGGAAGGUGGCUUCAAGAAAUCAUUCGAUCGCAAGAGCUUUGGUGGCUUUGACCGCAAGCCUUUUGAUGGUCAGCGAGGUGGACGUGGUGGUUUUGAUCGUGGACGUGGCGGACGCGGUGGCGGCGAUCGUGGUCGCGGAGGACGUGGUGGAUUUGGUGGCAAUGAUCGUGGUCGUGGCGGUUUUGGACGUGGUCGCGGCAAUGGAGAUCGCGGACGUGGUGGACGUGGAGGCGGAGGCGGCUUUGGCAACAAAUCAUUCGAUUCAGCGCCAAAGCAGAAUAAAGAAAAUUACAUUUGAUAACUAAGCUGUAAUUUAGUAGUUUAGACAUAUAGACAGACAGACACCAGAUAUAAGCCGCAAAUGAAAGUCU
This is a messenger RNA of Drosophila busckii, 2000 nucleotides long. RefSeq names its product nucleolar protein dao-5. The transcript has 3 exons. The record is from RefSeq and is a predicted model, not a curated record. Gene Ontology annotation, cellular component: nucleoplasm; nucleolus. The coding region runs from base 86 to 1927 and encodes 613 amino acids. Lineage: Eukaryota; Metazoa; Arthropoda; Insecta; Diptera; Drosophilidae.